This is a messenger RNA of Wickerhamiella sorbophila, 1959 nucleotides long. RefSeq names its product Heat shock protein SSC1, mitochondrial. The record is from RefSeq and is a predicted model, not a curated record. Lineage: Eukaryota; Fungi; Ascomycota; Dipodascomycetes; Dipodascales; Trichomonascaceae. Gene Ontology annotation, biological process: cellular response to unfolded protein; protein refolding. Gene Ontology annotation, cellular component: mitochondrion; cytoplasm. The transcript has a single exon. Gene Ontology annotation, molecular function: ATP binding; ATP hydrolysis activity; heat shock protein binding. The coding region runs from base 1 to 1959 and encodes 652 amino acids.
AUGCUCGCUGCUAGAUAUGCUCGUGUUGCGGCCAAGCGUGCGCCUCUGCGCAUGGCGUCGCCUGUUUUCCAGCAGACCCGUUUCAACUCUAAUGGCAAGAUUCAGGGCACCGUAAUUGGUGUGGAUCUGGGUACCACCAACUCGGCCGUGGCCGUCAUGGAGGGCAAGACCCCCAAGGUCAUUGAGAACUCCGAGGGUGCCCGUACCACUCCGUCCGUCGUUGCCUUCACCAAGGACGGCGAGCGUCUUGUUGGUGUGCCCGCCAAGCGCCAAGCCGUCGUCAACCCCGAGAACACCCUCUUUGCCACCAAGCGUCUCAUUGGUCGCCGCUUCGAGGAUGCUGAGGUCCAGAAGGACAUCAAGGAGGUGCCCUACAAGAUCGUCAAGCACACCAACGGCGAUGCCUGGGUCGAGGCCCGCGGCCAGAAGUACUCGCCCUCUCAGAUUGGUGGCUUUGUGCUCACUAAGAUGAAGGAGACCGCCGACGCCUACCUUGGCAAGGCCGUCAAGAACGCCGUCGUUACCGUCCCCGCUUAUUUCAACGACUCCCAGCGUCAGGCCACCAAGGACGCCGGUCAGAUCGCCGGCCUUAACGUCCUCCGUGUCGUCAACGAGCCCACUGCCGCUGCUUUGGCUUACGGUCUCGAGAAGGACGACGACAAGCUCAUUGCCGUCUUCGAUCUCGGUGGUGGUACUUUCGAUAUCUCUAUUUUAGAGAUCCAGAAGGGUGUCUUCGAGGUCAAGUCUACCAACGGUGACACUCACUUGGGUGGUGAGGACUUUGACAUUGUCCUUGUCCGUGAAAUCGUCGGCAAGUUCAAGAAGGAGACCGGCAUCGAUCUCAGCGGUGACCGCAUGGCCGUCCAGCGUAUCCGUGAGGCCGCCGAGAAGGCCAAGGUCGAGUUGUCCUCCUCCAGCAAAACCGAGGUCAACUUGCCCUUCAUUACCGCCGACGCCUCCGGCCCCAAGCACAUCAACGAGACUCUCACUCGUGCUCAGUUCGAGAAGCUCGUCGAUCCUUUGCUCAAGCGCACUGUUGAGCCCGUCAAGAAGGCCCUCAAGGAUGCCGACGUCUCGGCUUCCCAGGUCAAUGAGGUCAUCCUUGUUGGUGGUAUGACCCGUAUGCCCAAGGUCAACGACAUCGUCAAGGAGGUCUUCAACCGUGAGCCCAGCCGCAGCGUCAACCCCGACGAGGCUGUUGCCAUUGGUGCCGCCAUCCAGGGUGCCGUUCUUUCCGGUGAGGUCCAGGACGUUCUUUUGCUUGAUGUCACUCCUCUCUCCCUCGGUAUCGAGACCCUCGGUGGUGUCUUCACCCGUCUCAUCAACCGUAACACCACCAUCCCUACUCGCAAGGCUCAGGUCUUCUCUACUGCCGCCACCGGCCAGACCUCUGUCGAGAUCCGCGUUUACCAGGGUGAGCGUGAGCUUGUUCGCGACAACAAGUUGAUCGGCAACUUCACCCUCGGUGGCAUCCCCCCCGCCCCCAAGGGCGUUCCUCAGAUCGAGGUCACUUUCGACAUUGAUGCCGAUGGAAUCAUCAACGUUUCUGCCCGCGACAAGGGCACCAACAAGGAUGCCUCUAUCACUGUUGCUGGCUCUUCUGGUCUUUCCGACUCUGAGAUCGAGAACAUGAUCAAGGACGCCGAGAAGUACGCCGACCAGGACAAGGCUCGUCGCGAGAUGAUCGACGCUGCCAAUCGCUCCGACGGCGCCGCUAACGAGAUCGAGAACUCUCUCAACGAGUACCGUGCCCAGCUCGACGCCAACGAUGUCAAGGAGCUCGAGGCCAAGGUCGCUGAGGUCCGCGAGCUCGUUGCCCGCUCCCAGGCCGGCGAGGAGGUCGACAAGGAGGAUCUCCGCGUCAAGACCGACGAGAUGCAGAACAAGUCUCUUGAGGUGUUCAAGAAGGUCUACGAGAACAAGGCCAAGGAGCAGCCUCAAGACGAGAAGAAAGAGUAA